UAGGAGAGCUGCCAAUUCCGUGCUCUUCAAAAGCGGAAGCGCUGGUGUAGAGUCAGUGCGCCCGCAUCGAUCUGUGUGGAGCGGACACAGGUUUGGAUAGACUUUCAACCCCUUUGUGCUGUGGGCGUGAAGUGUCGCCUUCCUCCCGCCAUGAUGGCGGAAUAUGUCCAGUCUCUGUUGACAUUUUUCAUAUUGGAGGAUACGUGGUUGAUGUGAGAUAUAGGGAGGUUCUCUCUCCAACCGCUCCGUGAUGGACAAGGGCUGGUCCUGGGUGGUUCUAGGGUCAUGCUUCGUGGCCUUCCUGCUGUCCGGCUGGUUUGCCUAUACCGUCGGCAUCAUCCACGUCGCCCUCCUGGACGUCUACCACGACGACAACGCCAAGACGUCGUGGGUGGGAGCCCUCCACUCCAGCAUGAUGUGCCUGACAGGCCCCGUGGCGAGCUUGGUGAUCAACCGCUACAACUGCCGCAUCUGCACCAUCAUCGGCGGCAUCCUCAUCCUCGUCGGCUUCACCAGCUCCGCCUUCGUCCACAGCAUCGACGUCCUUCUCAUCACAUACGGCGUCAUUGCAGGUGCAGGGACGGGCUUCAGUUAUUGCGCCGCUGUCGUCAGUCUGGGGUACAACUUCAAGAAGUACUUAGGAAUCACAGCCGGGGUCUCAAUGACUGGUGCCGCACUCGGCCUCUUCAGUGGCGGACCCGUCAUCCGCCUCUUCGUCGAUAACUACGGCCUCAGCGGGACCUUCCUCCUCAUGGGCGGUGUGGGCGCCAACAUGUGCGCGUGUGGGAUGUUGUUCCGCCCGACCAAGUUGGAAAGGAUUCUGAAAAGAAAACGUCUCAAAAAUGAAAACCAAACCUUGAGAGAAUCUGCCCGCGACGCUUGGCAGCGGUAUGUUCUUAUAUUCCAGAACAAAGCGUUUGCUCUGUAUUGUGUUAGUAUAUUCUCGUGGAAUCUCGCCCAGUCCGCGAUUUACCUUCAUCUUCCAUUUUAUGCCCAAAGUAAAGGAACUUCUCCCGAAUCAGCGGCCGCGCUCUUCACAGGAAUGGGCGGAUUCUCGUUGGUUGCACGAGUUCUCACGGGACUUGUUGUGACGAAACAGGAAGUAGACGGGCUUAUUUUACACAUGGGGUGUCUAGGAAUGGCGACGGUAGCCACCUUCUUGUUCCCGCUGUACAGCGCCACCUAUCUGGGACAGAUGAUAUAUUCCUCAAUACUGGGCUUCUAUCUAGCAAGUCCCAUGGUGCUGCUGAGCCCCCUCACCGUGGAGCUAGUGGGCGUGGACAAUCUGGCAGCAGCUAUCGGACUGGGGACAUUCGUCCUUGGUUCAGGAUAUCUGGUUGGACCUCCCAUUGCAGGAUUCAUCAUCGACAUUGGGGCCAGUUACGACAUCAGCUUCAUGGUGUCAGGCUGCUUCUUCUUGGUGUCAUCUCUUGUUACUCUGGGGGCGGCAGCACUUCAUGGAAGAUCCCAACUUCCGGUUGAACCGGCGCUUUUCACCAGCCUCACUAUCAUUCCGGCGGAAGCAGCUAGCAAUAUCAGCCUCCACGCAAGAGAGCUGCGAGAAAACGCGGCCGUGUAUAGGUCAUGGGACACAGAGAAACCCAAACAUAUACGAGAUAUUAAUAUGUUGAUAGAUGAGCUGGAGCGAGAUUCUACAUAUCACACUGUAGACGAUAAUCAAAAGACACAACACAGCGAAAUAUCCUCAUUAGUCGAUAAUAACACCACCAAGCCUGACGCCGCAGAAUUACAGGAAGGGUAGUAAGUUGAGGUGAUACAAAACAGCUGUUUGUACAGAAAUACGGACAGUACGUCACGUCAAAUACGGACAGUACGUCACGUCAAAUACGGACAGUGCGUCACGUCAAAUACGGACAGUACGUCAGGUCAAAUACCGACAGUACGUCACGUCAAAUACGGACAGUACGUCACGUCAAAUACCAACCCAAUUUACUGGCAAGGCCACGCCCAUUUAAUUAUUUGUUCUCGUGAUUCUACAGUUUGGAUUAUGUACAGUGUUGUUGCAAAUGUACUUGUAUAACCUUGACAUAUAUACUAAGUAUAUAGGCUAUUUCUUUGUACAUGUUAUAAGUAUGCAGAAUAACAUAUCUGAUUAUAUUAUGAAUAUAUUAUAAGAAUAUAUUAUGUGUCGCCUUUCGAGGCUUGUUACUCAAAUAUCCAGAGUAUAAUGUGUAUGUAGUUAAUAUAAAAGGGUACCGUUUUCAUAACCGUGUUCUUAUAUAUAA
Molecule: messenger RNA, 2246 nt
Organism: Haliotis rufescens (red abalone)
Lineage: Eukaryota; Metazoa; Mollusca; Gastropoda; Lepetellida; Haliotidae
Product: monocarboxylate transporter 14-like
Exons: 6
Coding region: 251-1762 (503 amino acids)
Biological process (GO): transmembrane transport; monocarboxylic acid transport
Molecular function (GO): monocarboxylic acid transmembrane transporter activity
Source: RefSeq, a predicted model, not a curated record